CUUUCCCGGUUCAAGUAGAUCCGUCUUUUCCAUCAUGUAUCUACGUUACGUCCUCCUCUUGUUGUCUUAUCACAUUGUGACUGGUAUGUCAUUACCAGCGACCUAUGAUCAACGACAGACCGGUGAUCUGAACGUGCAGGUCCACCUGAAGGAUGUACAAGUGUUGGCAUUGCUGGACUCGGAAUUACUUGACGAUUACACGGAGUACGAUUAUUUUUACGAUUACGCCGAUUUCACGGUGAAACCGAUCGUUAAACCCACCACAAGUACCACCGAAUCAGCUUUACCGUCUUUCAAUGAAACCACCGAAAGGGUUGAUGUCUCUGGAACACCUGACUCACCCUCUAUAAAUUCCACGCUCCUCUCCUCGACAAAUGGUUCUUUAAAUGCAAAUGCAACCACCGAAGAUACCACGAUUCCUGUGUCAAUGAUCGCUGAAAAAAUAAAUGUAACUACAGGGAUUUUAUCGACCGAGAGUACGGAAGGCUUAAUUAAAAUAAACGAUACUUUGAAAACAAGGGUUAAUGACAAAAAUAAGAACUUCUUUGAUGAUAACGAUGAAGAUUCAGCAGUGCAAACAUUCACGAGAGGUCCGUCGACAAAAUUGCCAGAGAAACGAUGUAGAAAUGGAUAUACACGGGAUGGAAAAGGUCGUUGCCGUCGUCUAAGUCAAAGAAGAUUAUCGUUAAUACCGCUAGCAAUUAAGUUGGCGCCCAAACUAUUGGACGAUCUAGCUCGUAGUACGAAGAAUCUGGCGCAGCAGGAAGUUCAUCGGAUGCACUCGAAUUGAAACGUGUCAUGAAUAUUUGAUGCCGUGCAGAAGGCUGCUUUAUGUUCCUCGUUGACUUUAUGUUAGGUUACGUAUGCUUGAAUCGUUCCGUCUCUCCGUCUUGCAUUUUUAUUCGCAACGAAUAACGCGAAGAACAGAGAUUGACACAUUUCUGAAAUCAUCCCAUGUACAAUUGUACGUAUAAAUAAGUCUUUCAACGAUCUUUCAAAUAAAUCAAUAGAAUAGUAUCAAUAA
Molecule: messenger RNA, 1024 nt
Organism: Osmia lignaria (orchard mason bee)
Lineage: Eukaryota; Metazoa; Arthropoda; Insecta; Hymenoptera; Megachilidae
Source: RefSeq, a predicted model, not a curated record